Molecule: messenger RNA, 3459 nt
Organism: Hydatigera taeniaeformis
Lineage: Eukaryota; Metazoa; Platyhelminthes; Cestoda; Cyclophyllidea; Taeniidae
Source: the annotation of a GenBank genome assembly
AUGUCGCCUAGACGAAAGCCUAUUUUUACGGUCGAUCCCCAGGAUGCGUUCGGUCUUCUAAAUCGACCACUUUCCCUCCGGUGUCAAGCUGAUGGUGAACCUCCACCGCUUAUCAUAUGGUACAAGGAUGGCCAACAAGUUCAAUCGAUUCGUGAAAGGCCUGGAACUUCUAAUAAAAUCAUAAAGUCAGAAGAGCUAAUGUUCCUCUCUUUUGAACCCGAGGAUGAGGGUACAUACUACUGCAAUGCAUCCAAUUCAGAAGGAUGGACAAGGUCUGCACAUGCAAAUGUGCGGCUGGCCUAUUUAGACCCCAUUACCGAGGGUCCACAAACCCAGGUGACUAGCAUCGGCGAGAAUGUAAUCAUGCGAUGCAAAAUUCCUCAUGGCUUGCCUGAUCCCGUCGUAAAUUGGUACCACAACACAGAGCUUGUGCAACUUUCUUUACGCAUAAAUCGGAUAGAUGGGGAUCUACACAUAUCUGAGGUUCAGCGACGGGACGCUGGGACCUACCAAUGCGAGGUUAGAAAUCGUGCGGGUAGACGAGAGAGUGAGGUAGCUACGUUGACUGUCCACCAGAAGCCACGUUUUGAGAUAACUCCAUCAAAUCAGCAGGUUAAAAUGGGUGAAGAUGUGGAGUUCGUGUGUCGUGUCAAUGGGGAUCCAAAGCCCUCUAUUUUGUGGCGAAGAGAGAAUGGCCAACAUAUCCCCGAGGAUCGCAGUGUCCUUCGUGAUGAUAAAAGCCUUCGAAUAUUUCAGGUUAGACCUGAAGAUGCUGGCACGUAUUUAUGCCAAGCAAAGAACGAGGCCGGAAGUAUCGAUGCAUCUGCGAAACUUGUCGUUCUUUCUCCUCCAAGUUUCACUAUCACCCCGACUGACACUACUGUUGCCGAAGGCAAGAGAGCUACUUUCAAUUGCCAGGCUAGUGGUUCCCCACGUCCUUACAUUAGAUGGGUCCACAAUGGUGAAUAUUUCUUCCAUUCCAAUUUCAAGAAUCCACAUCCAGUUGGAAAACCACGGGUAUUUGUUGAUCCCGAGGGCAGUCUAGUGGUUACUUCAGCUCGAAAAUCUGACGAGGGCAAAUAUGAGUGUCGGGCUUCCCAUAAGACAGGCAUGGUCAAAUCCUCAGCGAAUUUAUUUGUCAGCGAUUUAAACCCCCCGCCGAUAAUAGUAAUAGAAUUGGGACCCCAAAACCAGACUGUUCUUCUCGGAACCACUGCUACUCUUCGCUGUGAAGCACACCUUCUUGGAUCCAUCGGUCUUCCUGAAAGGCUUCAACACGAUUCUUAUGGUGUCAGUGUAACUUGGUCGAAAAAUGGUUUCAAAUUCACUCCUGAUAGUGAUCCAAGAAUUGUGCUUCUCUCACAAGGCACCUUGCAAAUAAAUGAUAUCAACUUUUCUGAUCAAGGCAACUAUACAUGCCGUGCCGAAACCACACAAGUUGUCAGUCAGACCCAGCAUAAUCAGCAAUACUUGUACUCCACUGAGUGGACGGCUAGUCUUCAAGUAACUAGAGCUAUGCAUCCUACCUACCAUCCAUCCAUUGUUGAGAAUCUUCCCAGGCCCCCAGGAACUGUUGAUAUUGUCGAAGUUGGUGACUCAUGGAUUUCUGUCAAGUGUACAGUCUCGCCUCUCCCGGUCUUCGGGGAUGUACAAGGGGAUCUGUCGUUGAACGAGUUUGGGGUUGUUGGGGCCCCACCUCAGGUGGUGGAACGCACACGGGUACGCGUUGAGUACAUCGGAAUUGGUGAAAACCAUGGGUGGUUAGUAGCUGCAGAAGCCCGUCCAGAUGAGACAGUGAAAAUAACCGGUCUCCAACCCGAGAGUGGUUACCGGAUCCUCGUAAGGACCGUGAGUCCACGCGGAGUGGGCAGGCCUUACAUUCUUCCACACACCGUGUAUACAAAGAAGCGCCAUCGUUAUGUCAAUUUCACCAGCUUUCCUGCAGAGAGCAUCAGCUCUGUCCUCUUUAGUACUCCCCAACUCACCAGUCUUUCCACCUCUGAGGUUGAACUUUCAGGUCGAAUCUGCGGUGCGGAAAAUGCACUAGCAUUGCUCACUGGCAUUAGUGUGCAUUACCGCGCAGUUCCUUUGGCCCGUUGUCUCCCAGUUGAUGCAUCUACUGAACGUGAUCAUCCAUCAGACCUAUGCCCCAACUAUACUCCUGUGGCUUUCGACGAUGAAGUCCCUUACUCUGGUGACAACAUGGCUCUGCUAUCUGAGAACUAUUGCAGUCUGCAGAUGUUGUCGGAGAAUGUAUUAGACUAUGCCAGUACCCAACUACCGCCUUCCGAUCAGCGAGAGCACUAUCGUUUCAUGGAGCUGUACCUAGUCAACUCAGCACCUUUUCGAAUGGUUUUGGACAACCUCAGUCCCUUCGUGUGCUACGAGGUCGAAGUAAAGGCGUAUUCGGAGGAUCGGACCCUGGGUCGAGUAUACAGUCAGAGCAGCCGUUCUGCAAAUGUCCUUACCUUCGAUAGCACGCCCAGCCAAGCGCCUCAGGAUGUGAAAGCGCGGUGGGUGGGUGCGAACGACGAGGUACUUGAAAUCAUGUGGUCGCCUCCACCACCAUGGUCCACCAAUGGGCUCAUCAGUGGUUUCUCCCUACGACUUCUCGGGAGAGACUCUGAACAGCGCAAAACUGUCAGGGUAGGUCCAAAGACGACACAGUAUAGAGUGGAAAAUCUCCAGCCCAGGACCAACUACACUCUAUACCUCGCUGCAAUCACUUGUCAUGGGGAGGGGGUUCGCUCUGAGCCCUAUCCUAUUAUCGCAAGCAACUAUCUCAAGCUCCUCGGUCGCAACGUCUCCGAGGCUCUCGUCUUUACCCGGACUUCUCUCUCUGAUGGUGAGGGUGAUAGCAGUAGCGGUGGUAGCGCCUCCUUUUCUCCCUCCACCAUUGGCGCCUUCAAUGUGAAGACUCUAUCCACGACACGCUUCCCUUCGGACGUCACAACCUCUUCUUCAGGCACUAGAGUCUACAAUCAUACUUGGUUCAUCGUCUGCCUGGUCUUUGUCGCAGUGCUCUGGUUGCUCAUUUUCGCAAUCAUUCUAGUCUGUCGCCGGCGCAGACAGCAACGUGUGAAGCAGCGUUAUCCACCCAAUGCAGCUACAGCCGGCGAAGAUAUGGCAUUCCGGCUAAAGCGAAGUGGCGGCGGAGGCGGUGGUAUUGACAGAAACAGUAAGGUGGGGUUGCUGGACGCCACUAAAGAGAACGGUGUGGUUACGCCUCAACAGCAACAACAACAGCCUAUAUUGGCACCAGUGGGACUGAUGAAGCAUAGCUCUCCGCGGCUCCAAAUGGGAACAGGAAUUCUAACAUCCCAGAGGUCGGCUCAACAGCCGCCGCCUCCACCACCACAUCAUGAGGACGAUGCGGGAUACGAGGCGCCGGGUAAACGCUUUUUUAUUCCGGUCGCUUUUCAUAUAAUUGGUAUCUUCUCGACUCGCUCUAUUCAUUAG